Molecule: messenger RNA, 823 nt
Organism: Lemur catta (Ring-tailed lemur)
Lineage: Eukaryota; Metazoa; Chordata; Mammalia; Primates; Lemuridae
Product: translation initiation factor IF-2-like
Exons: 2
Coding region: 6-617 (203 amino acids)
Source: RefSeq, a predicted model, not a curated record
CGCGCAUGCGUUGCCUGGUCCUCGCCGGGGUCCCUGCCGAGGUCGCCGGGGGCGCUGGGGGCGUGGGGAGCCGCCCUGGGACGCCGCGGCCGCUCGUGGCGACAGCUGGCUGCAGAGCACAGGUUUCCCCCAGCCUCGCAGCCGCUGCAGGCGUCUCGGACGCGGGCGGCCGCCCCAGCAGGCCCGUGGCCAGGAAGGUCCUGGGUCCGCACCGCCGACGGUGGCGGGGAAGGGAGGCGCCUGAGCCCCCCGGGCCCUGCCUGGGGCCCUCCGCCGCCCUGGGGCCGCCGUUUCCGCAAGGUGGCAGCCCUGGCGCUGCCUCGGCCCGCCGCCCCCGGGCCCUGCUCCCCGCUGGCCGCCGGAGUUUGCGGACCGCGCGAGCCUCCCCCCGCCCCCCGCCCGCUGGAGCCCUCGGGGCUGCCCCGUGCCUCCCGGGACGCGGGGGGCAGAUGUCACCCGGUGACUUUUUAGGCUCGAGCCAUGGGCUGUGGGCACCCAGGUCCACCUCUGCCGCCAGCGCCGGGCGCGGGGAAGGUGUGAGGCAAAUGCUGAUCGGCUCAAGUCGUGCGUUUCCCCAGGCGUCGAGACUGUGCAAGUCUAGCUCCGAAUGCAGCUGAGCCCUCCGUAUUAACCAGUGGGACGGGGCGAGAGGGGACUGGCGUCCUAAGCCCUGCGGACAAGGACAGCGGGAAGCUCCCUGACCGGCGGCUGCCAGGUUCUGAGGGACAAUUGGAUUCAAACCUUGCCUUUCCUGAGUGACCUCGGGCAGUGAUGUGAUCGCUAGGUGCCUCCAUAUCCUCACUGCCGAGAUAGGGGAAUUUUU